CUCUCGGCGGGUGUUCCAUUCCUCCGUCUCCUUCUCCCUGAUCCCCAUUCAUCUUCUUCUUUCUCGGUGGGUGUUUGAUCUCUUCGUCAUGGCCGGGGAGCAAUUGCAGGUCCUGAACGCCCUCGACGUCGCCAAGACGCAAUGGUACCAUUUCACGGCCAUCAUCAUCGCCGGCAUGGGCUUCUUCACCGACGCCUACGACCUCUUCUCCAUCUCUCUCGUUACCAAGCUGCUAGGCCGCGUCUACUACCACGUCGAUGGCUCCCCCACCCCGGGUACACUCCCUCCUAACGUCUCCUCUGCCGUCAACGGCGUCGCCUUCGUCGGCACCCUCUCCGGCCAGCUCUUCUUCGGCUGGCUCGGCGACAAGCUCGGCCGCAAGCGCGUCUACGGCAUGACGCUCCUGCUCAUGAUCAUCUCCUCCGUCGCCUCCGGCCUCUCCCUUGGCCACACCUCCAAGGGCGUCAUGUCCACCCUCUGCUUCUUCCGAUUCUGGCUCGGCUUCGGCAUCGGCGGCGACUACCCCCUCUCCGCCACCAUCAUGUCCGAGUACUCCAACAAGAGAACCCGCGGCGCGUUCAUCGCGGCGGUUUUUGCGAUGCAGGGCUUCGGCAUUCUUGCAGGCGGAAUGGUCACCAUCGUCGUCUCCGGCAUCUUCAAGAACCGGUUCCCGGCGCCUGCGUACGCCGUCGACCCGAUCGGAUCCACGGUGCCUCAGGCCGACUACGUGUGGCGCAUCAUUCUCAUGUUCGGAGCCGUGCCGGCGGUGAUGACUUUGUACUCCCGGUUGAAGAUGCCGGAGACCGCCCGCUACACCGCGCUCGUGGCCAGGGACGCGAAGCAAGCAGCGGCGGACAUGUCGAAGGUCCUCCAGGUAGAGCUGGAGGAUGAGGCGGCGAAGGUGCAGCAGAUCACCACCGCCCAAUCCAACAACUACGGGCUCUUCUCCAAGGCCUUCCUCCGCCGCCACGGCGCCCACCUGCUAGGCACUACCACCACCUGGCUCCUCCUCGACAUCGCGUACUACAGCCAGAACCUGUUCCAGAAGGACAUCUUCAGCGCGAUCGGCUGGAUUCCGAAGAACACCACCAUGAACGCGCUCGAGGAGCUCUACCGCAUCGCCCGGGCGCAGACGCUGAUCGCCCUCUGCGGCACCGUGCCGGGCUACUGGUUCACGGUGGCCUUCAUCGACGUCCUCGGCCGCUUCACUAUCCAGCUCCUCGGCUUCUUCAUGAUGACCGUCUUCAUGCUCGGCCUCGCCAUCCCCUACCACCACUGGACCACCCCCGGCAACCAGAUCGGCUUCAUCGUCAUGUACGGCUUCACCUUCUUCUUCGCCAACUUCGGGCCCAACAGCACCACCUUCAUUGUGCCGGCGGAGAUCUUCCCCGCGCGAGUGCGGUCCACCUGCCACGGCAUCUCGGCUGCGUCAGGCAAACUGGGGGCGAUCGUCGGCUCUUUCGGGUUCCUCUACCUGGCGCAAAGCCAGGACCCGGCAAAGGUGGACGCUGGCUACUCGACCGGCAUCGGAGUGAGGAACUCGCUGUUCAUGCUCGCCGGAUGCAACAUCUUGGGCUGCUUGUUCACCUUCCUGGUGCCGGAGUCUAAAGGCAAGUCACUGGAGGAGAUGUCCGGCGAGAAGGAAGAGGAGGAAGAGCAGGUGCAGGCGAGCAGCAACGGCAGCACUCUCCCAGUUUAGUCUUCCAUUCCUGCCAUGUUUGCUCUUAUUGUAGUCUUAAUAAGUUGGAGAUAAUCUCAGCAUUAACAGACUUAUAGAGAAGACUAAGAUAUAGAAAAGCUUCAGUUUAUGUAGUGAGAUAAUCUCACUACAAAAUGAAAUAACAAUUAGUCUUCUAAUA
This is a messenger RNA of Musa acuminata subsp. malaccensis (wild Malaysian banana), 1859 nucleotides long. Its product is annotated as inorganic phosphate transporter 1-4-like. Gene Ontology annotation, cellular component: membrane. Gene Ontology annotation, biological process: phosphate ion transport; transmembrane transport. Gene Ontology annotation, molecular function: phosphate transmembrane transporter activity. NCBI's taxonomy places the organism in Eukaryota, Viridiplantae, Streptophyta, Magnoliopsida, Zingiberales, Musaceae. The record is from RefSeq and is a predicted model, not a curated record.